Molecule: messenger RNA, 4314 nt
Organism: Pomacea canaliculata
Lineage: Eukaryota; Metazoa; Mollusca; Gastropoda; Architaenioglossa; Ampullariidae
Exons: 5
Coding region: 120-926 (268 amino acids)
Source: RefSeq, a predicted model, not a curated record
ACGGAAACGCAUAAUGACUGGCUGCAUAUUGGCCGAACGUUCGCAUCCUGUGAUAAUAUUCCAGUUAUAACAUCAUUGACAGCUGAGUACAACAACUAGACCUUAGUGAGAACUUCGCCAUGAACACUUCUAAGAUUUCCUGUGCAUUUUGGAUUCUUUUCACGCUGCUGAAAGGAGCGCUGUUGAUGACAUACCCACCCAAUGUCAAGAGUCUCACUGUGGACGGGGGCGAUAAUGUCAUCAUCGAUGAGGGCCAGGUGGUCAGUGUCUCCUGCUUCUUUGAGAAGGGCAAUCCCCCAGCUCACUUCUAUUUGCUGGAUAAACAUGGAACGAAGCUGAAUUCCUCUAGUUCUGAAGGACACCUUAGGUCCUCUCUUACUGCGCGGUGUGAAGAUGACUGGCCAGUCGUCAGGUGUGAAGGCAACGGGUCACAACAUAAUAGAUCCGUGAUACUACUCGUCAAGUGUCGUCCUCAGUUUAUUGACAAGUCAACAAAAGUUGUUAAUCCUGCUCUUGACACCGUAACAUUUGGUGUCAAGUCUCACACCACAGCAGUCAAAGGAUGCCUCUUGACAUCAGUUUCUAUAAAACAUUACACCGAGAGGGAAGUGAACUGCACUCUCACUGGUCAUCCACCUGACCUCAUCCUGAGUCUUCAGCUUCAGAAGGAAGAGGACAGUUUAUGUAGAAUGUGGACCUUGACUCUCAGCAAUGACUGGGGUUCUUCCAACCCAAUCUUUUUUGUCAGAGAUAGAUCAACGCAAGAGCCAUCGCCAUCUUCAGGGAAAACAAUAAACAUUGAGCUUGCAUACGCCAUUGUGGUGACUGUUGUUUUGAUUCUUGUUGUUGGUACUAUUACCAUUAAAAAGGUCAAAGAGAGAAGAUCUGGCCUACAGAUGGGAGCAGAGAUCGGUACGAAAGUGUAAGAGGAAACUUACCAAGUAAGUCAUUAAACAUAAUAUUUUGAUUUCAAUUUCUUAGUUAUUUAUCAGCUUUGUUUUUUCAUCUUUUUCACUUUUCAUUUUCAAAGUAAAGUAAACAGAAAGCGAACAACCUGGUUUGAGAGGCUGAGCGAGACUAUCCGAGUCGUCUCAUCAGAACAGUAACAUGAGAAUACCCGACUAUCACACGGGUGUGUGUCGGUUGAUCUCAAAGCUCUGUUUCCAGUCAACUCCGAUACCACGUGAUAUGCAAAUGAUGCUCGUAUCCUUUAUCCUAAAACACGUACGCGUUCAUCAGGUCUGUUAAGAGUUACAAGAGAUAGGUGAUAGCAAUACAUAAAUAUGUUACAUGUAUUUGUUAAAAUAUCUUGGUAUACUUUUCUUUGUUUCCUUCUGAAUUACCAUGUCCAAUGAUAGCUUAUACAAUGUUUCUCUUGUUGUGUCUUUCUUUUUCUUACAGUUUGCAGAAAUGUUUGAGAUGAGUUUUUAAUUUUUAAAAAACCUUAAAUUAGAGUGAAUCUGAUAAUAAAGUGAUUAUUAAAGAAACAAAAAUUUCUGAGGAAAAUUGUUAAAUUAUUUGAGUAUUUGCUAAUUUUGUACUAAAUUUUUCAAUUUCGUUAACAGAUGCUUUUUUAUUCUGCACAUAUUUUAUUUAUUGCAUGGUUAUUGUAGUUAUGUUCUUCUCUUGCCUUAUAAAAUUGAUAAUUACCAGGUUUCAAUACAAACACUCUUAAACAGUGGCUAAGUUCAUUUUUUUUAUUUCAUGGUAUAUUUAUUUAUUUUAUUUUCAUGUUGUUUCGUAAGAGCUAUAAGCGUAUUUACGAUAGUCUAUAAGUCACUGCAUGGUAUGAGCACCGACAGACAUACUGGAUGUGUGUACGCGUCCAUGGUAUGAGAAACGAAAUAAACUAACGGCAGCAUUCCUUGGUGAGUACAGUCAAUUUUCAUGGCAUAUAUCUGUUUUGAGCAUUAUUUAUAUCUAGACUUAUUAAUGAAGUCCUGAAAUAGUUUUCCAACACAAUUUUUUCUUCACAUUUUUGUUCUAAUCGUUGCUGCAAUUAUUUUGUCGUUAUACUGUAGUCCUCAAAGAGACUGGCGUUGUCAAUAACGAAUCAUUUUACUGCAUGUUUGACAGGAGACACCACUCUAUAGUGUGAUGUUGAUGGGCUGACCUUCUCAGACCUAGUCAAACAAGCACGUGUGAGGCUGGACAGAUGAAUGGAUUGCCCAGACCAGUGGUCGUUUUUACUGAUGUUUUGUUGUAAUGAACAGUUUGUACUAGAGUGAAGAGUGUCUCACUGUUGGAGGUCUGACGGUUAAAAGUACUUUUUGAAUAGGGAAGAAACUGUUAUAUAAAUGUAAAGUCUGGUUCUUUCUUAUCUGUACUCUCUUUCUAUGUAUACUUCUCUCUGCAUGUUAAAGAAUAAACUACCGGGACAUCUGAUGUAGGAGCAAGCAGAAAACAAAUUGAAAAAGAAUGUGAAUUGUAUGAUAUAGAGAAAGGUGAUGAAAGACUGAUACCAAAGCAUGAAAAUAUUCAACAUUUACAUUACUUGCAUUGUGUAAAGAGUAAAAGAACGACAAAACGAUGAAGUAGCUUAAACCAAGACAUGUAAAAAGACAGUAAGAAUGUUUUGACUCUAGGGUCAAAAAGCUUUAUGAAGAACUGGCUUUCUUUUAAAAAGAGAUAAAAGCUUGGUCUGUGUACUUAUGCAGUGAAAUUUUCAUCAUAAACUUUGGUAAAGAGUCUGCUUCGCUGCACAAAUGAUGAUGACGAUGAUGAUGAUGAUGGAGUUUUAUAACGCGCAAUUUCCGUAUCACAAAGAUACGCUCAAUGCGCAGAAACAAAUUCAACUAUAUGGCACUUAGGUAAUGGACAUUUACAAAACUGUCAUUGGGAGAUAUGCAUAGAUUAUUUUAACACACACACAUACUGAUAUGAUGGUGUGUGGAAUUUACCUUACAUGUGGAUUUUUAGUAUAGAAUUUAUUGUAUCGGUCUUGUGUGUUUAUAUGUGUGUUUGCCUCUGUAUUACCCCUAUGUAUUUGUUUAACAGGGGAAUAACAUGAUGUUCUACUCGAUGUAGUUGUGGUUUCAUUUUACACAGUGUGUGUGGAUUCAAAGUGUUUUCCAUUGUUAAAGUAGUAUAGAGGAAAAAGAGUAUUCAUUUACUCUGACACUGCCUAGUAUAGGAAUCACAGUUUUUUUCAGACAUUAUUCAAACUUCAUAGCAAAAUUUCAUUUCGAGAUUGUAUUUUUUGACUGGCUUUUAUUUCAAAGGAAGCAGAUAAGCAUUCUUAUUAUGCACUAAUUUUAAGAAGAAAUAUCUGCAAAAUGUACAUCUUGGCUUAUCUCCCUUCACUUGUAUGGCAUAAUACUGCUGUACCUACUGUUUAUCAACCAGUCUCUCUUUUCAUUCAGAAUGUGAUGUCCCCAUGUUUACAUCACUGUCACAUACAAAACCACAUUCAAAACAAUCAGAGUAAGCUGACAGUAGACAAAGUAAAUAUUCAUGGGCUAAAUUAUUCGAAGGCCUAGUAUUUUUAUAAACAAAGGAUGCACCAUUUAGAUGUCAGAAUGGAGAACAUGAAGUCUCUCCAUGGAUUCCAGCGAACGCCUAAUACACAUGAGAUGUUACGCAACAUUACAAAUCUUUUAAAAAGACUUUUAAAAGGAUGUACCUUUGUAUAAUUUACUAUUUUUAAGUCUUAGUAUAUAACAACAAUAAUUGACAUUUUUUUCUCAAACUUCUAUGAUCUUUAUCAAUCGCUUUCUGUAUAGAAUUCUGAGUUGAGUAUAUAAAUAAUAUAGCGACUUCUUACAAUAGUCCUUUCUGUUGUGUUAUAUCUGAAUACAGUUGAGUUUAAAGCAUCAUGCAUUUCUGUGAUUCUGUGAUCUAUGAUGGAUUUUCUUUCCAAAAUACUGUACUCUACAAUUAUAAAAGUGCAUUUGUAUAGACCGCUUCCCCAUAAAAAGAUAACACAUUGUACAUGAAGGUGAAGCCAGUCUAAUAAACAAAAAACGAAUUAUGCUAUAAUAAAAUACAAUGUACAUACUAGCAGUCGAUAAGUUUAUGCAUUUUCUAAAGUCACGAUAUAUUGUGGAGCAGUAUCCUGGCUUCUAGUUAUAGCACACAAACACCUUUUGGGAAAUAGUAGCUUCAAUUUAGUCAUGUGUUUGGUUAAAUGAUAGUGCUAUUUGUAAUGAAACUUCAACGUCUUAUAUUGUAUUAAACACAUUGUCAUAUUUGCUAGUUCUUUUAUCUUAUGUGUUUACUUUUAUAUUUGUAUGUUGUUGAAAUAUCGAAUUAUUAACAUGUAUGGGUGUGUGGGUUGUACUUGUCAGUAGUGUGAAAUAAAAAAAUACAAAGUUA